UCGUUUCUGCUAGGGAAAGACCACGAUAACGUUAGUGCAGCUAAGCUGCAGGAUGAAUACGGACACCGAAUUAACGCUUUCAGCUGCAAUCACUUGCAGGGUUUUUUAAUACCCGAUUAAGAGUGGCCAGUGAAACAAACAGCUGGCCAAGUCCGAAGUGAACGUCAGCCGAGAACUUUGUCCGCGAGGAGAAAAGAUCGCUCUGCUGUAAUGCUGGAAGUCUUAACUUCAAGCAUGGGAGACCACCGCUUUGUUUGAAAAGAUGUGAAUGGAAUCUCAGUAUCUGAAAAGAUGCCUGGGAAGUUGCUUGAAAAAGGGACUGGCAGAGGUUGUAGAGCAUCAGCCGGCAGAUCCAAUAGAGUAUCUGGCACAUUGGAUUUACAAUUACAGAAGAAUCUUAGAUGAAGAAAAAAAGAGAAUGCUGGAGAGAAUUGAGCUAGAACAACAAUGGGAGGCGGCCCUGGUAGAACUCGAAAUGUUAAGAAAAAUGAAGGAAGAAGAGCUAAUGAUUCAGCAGAAACUUGAAGAACAACAUCAGGGUCAGCUGGAACAAGAACGUGAGGAGUUGAAACUGCAGAAUGAAGAAGAUGAAAUGCUGUUGCAGAGGAAAGAUCAAGAGGAAAAUGAAAAGACGAUAGCUGAACUUACAGAUAGACUUGGAGCACCUAAUUUGACCAGAGUUGAGGAGCUAGAUGAGAAUGGACAGUUUGAGAGUAUAAGAGAUCUCACGGCAGAAGGAGAACAAGAAAGUUCCCAACUGAUCUGAAAGCAGUAAAUAUAUUUUCUACUCAUUACUUGCUGAUCCUGAAGUGUAAUAUCUUAAUUUAUGUAUUUUAUAUAUAGAACUGAUUUACAUACCUUUUGUUUCAGUUUCUGUGCUUUCUGAGUGUUUGUAUAAAGUCUGUUAAUUCUGGCAUGUGAUGCUUCCUUUUUGUUCUUAAACCAUUGUAGCUAGCACAGCUGACUCAGAGGAAGAAAACUGCAACUGAAAUGAAAGCAGUAAAUAUAUUUUCUACUUAUUGUCCGUUGAUUCUUGACAUGUAACCGUAAUAAUUAUAGAUAUAAUUAAUGUGUCAAGAUUAUUUUGGAGUACAGGCUACAAUAUGAUAAUUUUAAUCAAUAUUAAAAGAAUAAAAGAUUAUUGAAAAAGGAUUUUCCAAGAAUUUGAAUGAUUUCUGAUAGAAAGUAGGAGUGAUCUACAGAUUAGAAGGUGUGGAGAGAGUUCUGCACAUCAAACUAGAUGCAAAAAUCAAGUCAGAAGAUUUUCCAAUUUAUCUGGAAGAGAGAAAUUGAACUCUGUGUGACUGCGUAGGCAGAUGUACUAAAAGAUCUUGUCUGUCUUGGAAAUCAUGAGGUGCUUUCUGUAACACUAGGUGUUUGCUCUAGGCUUUAUAAUAACCUUUUCUGGUUAUUGUGUGAUAUUAGGUGAGCUGCAAGUGUCUGCAUAAGAGUUUUAAUUAGUCGAGUCUUAAAAUAAUCUUUUCUGCUUUUGCCUUGAAUUUGGAAAUCAAUAAAUUACAUCUGCGUUGUCUUCACUAACUACCAUUAUAAGUUCUCAAAGCUUCACUUCUAAUAAAAAUUGGAAGGACAUUUAGCUUGAUCCAUAUUUAUCUAUAAAAAUAAGUUUUAUAAUUCUUAAAGACUGCAUUAAUUUUUAUAAGAACAAAUUUCUGUCAUCACUAAUAUCUUGGUACAGGUUGUCAAGAAUGUUCCAUGUCUGUUCAUUAUAAAUAGAAAAGACACCAGCAUUAAGAAAUCCUACACUUCUUGGCUAAAACAGGCCUUUGCAUCUCAGUGUCUUCCAAUAAUACAGGUUAGUUGGACAAUUAACACUUAGUCAUUGCCAAUAUUGUGCAAUGAAAAUACUCUUCAUUACAAAUUCAGUGCAUAGUUAGUGCAUUCACUGCAUUCUUCAGUUUUGGGAUAAAAGAGAUUUUUGGGAUAAUUUCACUUUAAUAUGUUUAUAUUACAGUUAGCUUUAAGGGUUUUGCUAUCUUUGGCAAACUUAAAAAUAUCUACAUACCCAACAGGCAAAGGUCAAUCAUGUAAUAAAUAUUUUUAUGCUCUAACUUGUUCUGUUCAUGUAGCUCAUACUAGGCAUAAUCCUACCAAUUUUUAAAAAGGUGAGCACUAUUGAUUUCUAGUAUAGUAAUAUAUUAUUUUUCCCUUAAAAAUAAUAAAGUACAUUUAUUAAAAAAGUCCUGUUGCCCUCUUUUUUGCCAUAUUGCUUUUUAGACAUUGUUAAUUGGUGUGUCUUAUAUGAACAUCCUUAAAAUCAAAAGAGAAAAAUGUCACUUUCCAGGUAUAAAUAUUUAGAAAUGUUUGUGUAACUUUUUAAGUAAUGAAAAAUGGAACUACUUUUGUGACUAGGUGGUCAGGAUUUGCUAUCUACAUUUAUUCUGCAUUGGUAUAGGUUUGCAAUUUCCAUGACAGUCAAGAAGCUUUUCUGUGGAAUGAAUAUACCCUUAUGGUUGAUAUUCCAGUAAACCGAUUUUGUCACAGUUUAUGAUUAUAUUUAUUAGUAACCAUUAAAACAGUGUCAUUUUAAGGCUGCAUUUUUAAGGUACUACAGUUCUAGUUACACCUAUUAACACUAUAUGCACAGCAGCUUCUUGUGACAAUCUCAAAGGGAUUGAGUGACUGGAUAAAUAGAUGGAGUUUCCCGUUUGAGCCAGUAUGUAUAACUGGAUCUUGUUAUUUAGAUUAAAAUUUUCAAAAAUUGAUAAGUAACUUGUGUCCAUUUACAUUUUACAUGAUUGGACAAUCAUGUUGACUAUGAAAAUUUCAGCCCUCAUACAGCCUUCAUAUUUAAUUGGAAAAUAUGUUCAAGUUAUAAGGCAGUAUUUUAAAACAUGCUAGUAAAUAAUUCUAAUUACUACUUCCAACAUGUGGCUUUCAUUUUCUAUCUUUUUGUAACAUUUGUAUCUUUCUUUGAUUUUGUUAUAUGUGUGUCCACUAGAGUGCAUCCUAAAUAAACACACUGGCGGCUCUGUCAGUUACAACCCAUUAAAACUACAA
Molecule: messenger RNA, 3018 nt
Organism: Harpia harpyja (harpy eagle)
Lineage: Eukaryota; Metazoa; Chordata; Aves; Accipitriformes; Accipitridae
Gene: DYDC1
Product: DPY30 domain containing 1
Exons: 6
Coding region: 269-766 (165 amino acids)
Cellular component (GO): Set1C/COMPASS complex
Source: RefSeq, a predicted model, not a curated record